UAGGUGGCCCCUUGACCGGCUGCUGCGCUGGCCAGUAUAUAUAUAUAGCCGUCCGACGUGGUUUCUGGCUGACCAUUCCUGGGGGAGCCUUUGCAGAGACGCCACACCGGGUAAAGCCCGGACACCCCAGUUUCUCGGCAUGCGGGCGCAGUUCUCUGCCGCUUUGGCUCUCCUUUGCCUGCUCCAGGCAAAGGCCGAAAUGCCCGUCCAGGCUGACUUCCAGCUAGAUCAGUUCACGGGCACCUGGUUCAGCAUCGGCCUGGCCUCCAACACCCGCUGGUUUAAAGAGAACAAACAGGUCAUGAAGAUGUGCACCACCGUGGUCACGCCCACGGAAGAGGGGCACCUGAGCAUCACCUCCACGUACCCCAAGCAGGACCGUUGCGAGAUAAAGCGGAUAGUUUUCCUCCGGACAGACGACCCUGGCCGCUUCAACUACACCAGCGCUUCAUCAGGAACCAAACACAACCUCCGGGUGCUGGAAACCAACUACGACGAGUAUGCGCUUCUGGGGAACAUCAUCACCAAAGGGGCCGACACCUUCACCAUGGUCACCCUGUACGGGAGGCAGAAGCAGCUGCGCCCGGAGCUGCUGGAGAAGUUCACCCAGACGGCCUUGAGCCACGGCCUUGCCCAGGAAGACAUCCUCAUCCUGCCCCAGACUGAGCUCUGCAUGGGCUGAAUUCUCAAGGCUCUUUGCUCCGGCUUUCACUCUCCAGGAAGUAUCCAAGAAGGUAAAUUUUUGUGUCACUUUUUAAACUUUG
Molecule: messenger RNA, 764 nt
Organism: Pseudonaja textilis
Lineage: Eukaryota; Metazoa; Chordata; Lepidosauria; Squamata; Elapidae
Source: RefSeq, a predicted model, not a curated record